Cylicocyclus nassatus is the source of this 372-nucleotide messenger RNA. The record is from the annotation of a GenBank genome assembly. NCBI's taxonomy places the organism in Eukaryota, Metazoa, Nematoda, Chromadorea, Rhabditida, Strongylidae.
AUGGAGAUAACGAAGAAACAAGAGCGUGACCCCACCUCACCAGUGGUCAGUGUGUCCGAGUCUUUGAGAGCUGUCGGAGUUAACCAAUCGAAUACUUUACUCACAGCUUCUCAUCACUACCUGCUGCAGAAUCCCAAGCUCUCAGCAUCAAAUAAGGCUCUUGUUCUGGAAGCUAUCAACAAUGUAGUAUCGGAUACGAAAAUUGUCAACGAACUGGAUGAACAACUGGUUCAUUUGAUGAUAAAUCUUGCCACGCGGGAAAUGACAAUGACCAGCAAGUAUUGCCGAUCAGCGCCAAUUCGAUUCUCUUUCGUCCUCUCGAUAGAAAACGAGUUGACACGGUGUUAUUUAUGCAUCCUAGCAGGUUCCUAG